CUCACGGGCACCCCGCGGCGGAGGUAAGGCUGGGGGUGGCCGGCUGCCCGCUCGCGGCGUAGGAUGCACAGUGGAAGGGCAGUUGUGAAAGACCCAGAAGGGUUUUGGCUCAAGGUUCGUGGUCCUCCCCAGCCGCUUGUACUGGCACAUCCUUUUGCCAUGAAGGCAUUCCCCUGGAUAAAGCAUCAGGACCUUCUCCAGGGGGUUGUAUUUGCACCUUGCCCAAUGCUUUUUGAACCACCCUGAUGUGAGCCAAGGCAGCUGAAAAGGAUUUUGGCUGCGCCGGUGCCAGGGGGUUCUCGAGAGAUCCCUGUUCCCUGUGUCUCUGGGUGGGACAGGAGGGAUGCGAUGCCCUUGGGGGUGUCAGGCCUGCCUGGCCUCAGCUCGCUGGCAGCAUGGCGGGUGGGUUAGAGCUGGGGUGCCCCCAUGCAUAUUUUGACUCUGUGAAGUGGAAAAGGAGCAGUGACAUUACCCACACUGGAGCAAAUGCUGGGAAAUGAGAGUUCCAGGUCUGGGUAGCCUCGGGGAAAGCAGGGACUGCAAACUGUGGAGGAUAAACUCAGCUCCAGAGGUGAGACCAGACACCCCCCGAGCAGGUGGAGAAGAGGACUGUAAAGAGCAGGAGGGAUAUUUGCAUUAUUUAAUAUACAGUAAAUAAUGGGAGAUGUUUUACAGCCAAUAAUAAGUGCGAGAUUUCCUCUUUAACACUGUAAUAUGUCUGCUGUCUUCUCUUAAUUCUCUCAAAACAACAUUUCUAAGCUUUAAUAGAAAGGUUUACCUGUUCCUGUGCAGAGUAUGGAUAAAUAUUUCCCAGGACCACUUUUUUUUUGAGUACCUCCUGAACAGUUCUGGUUUUGUUGCUGUUCCUCAACAAAUGCGUUAUGGGAUCUGGUGAUGUACGAGAGAAGAGGUGACUGGAAAGGUAGAAAUAAGCUUUCACAAAUGCGUGUUUGUGCUGUUGUGGCCAGGAGGAAUUCUCUGCUCUUGUGAGAAGAUCAAAUGAACUCUUGGGUGCUCAGAGGCCAAACUCUGGGGGUAGCAGGACUGCACUGGGCCUGAGCAAGAAGUAGGGCUGGGAACUGAUGUUAUCGUGGAGUGGGGAUCAAGGAGAUGGUGCUGGAGGGGAGUGCUUGGGGUCAAGCCCCGCAUCCAUCAGAGGGAAGGGAAUAACGAUGGCAGAAAUAGGCGGUGAGCCUGAGGCACACAGGGCUGGGUUCUGACUUCAUUUGUCUCUAAAAAGCACUUUCUGAGUCACUGCUUGGAAGUGAGGUUUGACAUCUCCCCGCCUGGGACCUGUGGGUAUGCAGAGGUGCCCCUCCUGUUGUGUAUCUUUCCCAUGCUUGUGGAUUCCAGUCCCGGAUUCAGCAUCUUAAAUAAACGAUCCUGAAGCCUGCCUUGCCCUUCCCGGGUAAUAAAUGCUCAACAGAUGUAGCCAGGACCAGUUGUUCCCAGAUGCCUGGCAGGAGGGGAAGUGAAGCAGUGCUGCUCUGGGAACAGGUGGUUUAGCACUUGGAAGUUAUUUCUAGAGCUGCCUUGCGUUGUUCUGGAGCAUCUGAGCUUUGCUGAGGUCUGACACGAAUGCGAGCAGUGGAGAGGCUGUGCAGGCGCUUGGGCUGAUGCUCAGGGCUGCCCUGUGGUGUCCAGGGCUGAGGCUGAGCAUGGGGCUGGUCUGUGAGGACCUUGUGGUGGAGCAUAGUGUGGAAGCUAGAGGAGGUGGGAUGAUGAGUAAAGUCCUCCUCACCAUGGCUGGGAGGGAGAUGGGUGUGCUGAGAAGUUGAGAAUGGGCACAUGAUUUACUCCUUUAGGUAAUCUUAGUCUCAAGGCCAGGACCAGGAGCGAAAGGCUCCAGACCAGACCAGCUCGCCCCCUUCCAGAGCACGCUCUGCAGUCUCAGGGCUGGGCUGGGAGGUCUCACUGAGAUCUUGUGCUAUGGCUUGUGCAGGGCUGUAAAUCUGAGCUAACAGAGGUCCCUGCAAAUUUCUAUAACCCAACAGAGCUAAAAAUAGUCAGGAAGCAAAACAAACUGAACAUUAUAAUUGGGUUAUUUCCUUGUGCCCUGAGAAAACGCAGCUCCCUGAACUGGCUGCAGUGGGGAGAGUUGCAUGUCCUGAACACGGCUCCUGACAGCGAUUAUCAGUGUUGCGUGAGGCUGUGUCUAAUCUCCUGCCUCCUAUUUGGGGCGAGCUGUGGUCUUGGGGCAGGAGGGGGAGAGGGGAGCCUUAUCUCUGCCUAGAUAACACCACCACAGCUUGGCUGGGAACAGCUUGAAUCUCCAAGUGCUUUGGAGAGACGCAGCAUCUCUGUGCCCAUGUCUUGGGUGCUGGAGGACAGGCUGUGCUUGUCCUUAUCUUGGCUCCUAACCCUCACUUUUUCCAACCUAUCUUGAAUUCUGCUAGAUAACCAGGCAUGUCGGACUCUGAAGAGGUCACCGAAGAAUGUGAACAGGAGCAGGAAGGUAAGAGGACAUGGAGCAUCCGCAGCUGCCGUGAGGCUGAAACUAAGACAUGAUCAGAGCGCCUUCAAUAACUGUGUCUUCUUUCCCUUCCCUCUCUCCCAUGCGCAUGUGUGCUCUGUGAAGAGGAGUACGUGGAAGAAGGUCAGGAAGAACUGGUAGAGGAGGUGGAGGAAGAGACCGAAGAAACGAAGGCAGAAGAACAGGAAGAUGAAACGAAAGCACCAGAAGAAGAUGGAGAAGGAGACCGAGAGCAGGAGCCUGGGGAAGGUGAAUCAAAGCCAAAGCCCAAGGUCUUCAUGCCAAACCUGGUGCCUCCCAAAAUCCCAGAUGGAGAGAGACUGGAUUUUGAUGACAUUCACCGCAAACGCAUGGAAAAGGACCUGAAUGAACUUCAGGCCCUCAUCGAAGCCCAUUUUGAGAGCAGGAAGAAGGAGGAAGAGGAGCUCAUCUCCCUCAAGGACAGGAUUGAACAGCGGCGAGCGGAGAGGGCAGAGCAGCAGCGGAUUCGCAGCGAGAGGGAGAAGGAGCGCCAAGCCCGCAUGGCUGAAGAAAGAGCUCGCAAAGAGGAAGAGGAGGCACGGAAGAGGGCUGAGGAGGAAGCACGGAAAAAGAAAGCGCUCUCCAACAUGCUGCAUUUUGGAGGCUACAUGCAGAAGUCAGAGAAAAAAGGUGGGAAGAAGCAAACAGAGCGGGAAAAGAAGAAGAAGAUCCUCAGUGAACGGCGGAAGCCCUUGAACAUUGACCACCUCAGUGAAGACAAGCUGAGGGAAAAGGCCAAGGAACUAUGGCAAACCAUCCGUGACCUGGAGGCUGAGAAAUUUGACCUGCAGGAAAAGUUCAAGCGACAGAAAUAUGAGAUCAACGUCCUCCGAAACCGCGUUAGUGACCACCAGAAAGUGGUCCUGCCACCAUCCAGCCACUCCCAUCCCUGCAGUGGCUCUGCCCAGCAUCCAAGGAAAGGUGCUGGAGCACCCCUCAGCUUAUGUAGGGGGUGAAAUGCCAUGAGCUGUGGGAGCUACACAGCCCCACAAGUUCAGAGGAGCCUGUCCUUGUGCCCCUGUUCCCUCCACUGGACUCGACACCCUUUGUAGGAGGGUGGAAGUGGGUGUUUAACCCCACCCUUGGGGGCUCCCGCUUCCCCGUCCCAUCCUGCCGUCUCACACGGGGGGUGCUCAGCCUGCCCUGUGUGUCAGAUAGCAGCACAUUCCACCCGCUUACACCAAAUCUUUCUUCUCUCCUGCCCUAACCCAUACCGGUACUGCAGCAAAGGGUGAGUACAGGCGUUUCCCGAGUGCUGUGUGUCUCCCGUUGCACGUGUGCUGCAUGGAUGCCAGGACUGACAUCGGCUGGCAGUGGGGCUGAGGGAGGAGGCGAAGCCAAGAACUGGCAGCCAAAGCUGUGCUGGAGUCACUUAGUCUGGCAUGUCACUUAGAAUGACAUGCCAGAAAUGCUGUCCACCGUCCACCUGAGCCGCCUCCUCCUCUCUGCUGACCCUUGCCCAGAGCUGAGCUUGCUCCCUUGAUGCUGGUUAAAGAGAGCGAUGUGCUGUGUCCUGCCUAACAGCUCCACAGCUUCUGGGUCUGGCGAGAAGGAUCCCACAGGAGUUAUCAUCCCUUCGCAACUGGGGAUUCAGCUCGCCCAAUCUUCUCUGAAGGAACUUUGGGAGGAAGAAUAAUGGGAAAGGAAUUGGGGGCCCUUAGAAACACCUGGCAGGAUGCAUGAGCUUGGUUGCACGGAGUCCCAAACCAGAUAGGCUGACUUAGCUCCCGAGUUUUUACCCAGGGCCACUAAAGACCUUCUUCCCCACAGGGCAGAGAGCAUCGGCUGGAGAUGGCCCGGUCCUCUUUGCAGGGCCUCUGACUCUCCACCAGUGGCACCUCCUGCCUUCCACGGUCACUAAUGCCUUUUUGUAAGCGCAUUUCUGCUUCUCUUCCAGGUCAAAGGGUGCCCGUGGGAAGACCAUGGUGGGCGGGCGGUGGAAAUAGAUGACUCAGAAGGCAAAGGAGGCUCAGCCAUGGAGAGGCACACAGCCUUUUGCUCGACCAGCUGUUUUCCCUACAUCGUGGAGCCUGCGCUGCACUUACCUGCGCUCCCACUACACAGAGCUCACAAAGACCUUGCUGCAGGCGCAGCUCUGUCUGGGUGGGAGACACCUCGCAAGGCGCUCUUUCUCAUCUCCGCACCCCCAGCUGAUGUUGUGUCUGUAAAUAAAGAGAACGGUGAGGGGG
Molecule: messenger RNA, 4683 nt
Organism: Cuculus canorus (common cuckoo)
Lineage: Eukaryota; Metazoa; Chordata; Aves; Cuculiformes; Cuculidae
Gene: TNNT2
Product: troponin T2, cardiac type
Exons: 14
Coding region: 2752-3450 (232 amino acids)
Biological process (GO): sarcomere organization; cardiac muscle contraction; regulation of muscle contraction
Cellular component (GO): troponin complex
Molecular function (GO): troponin I binding; troponin C binding; tropomyosin binding
Source: RefSeq, a predicted model, not a curated record